This is a messenger RNA of Symbiodinium microadriaticum, 2907 nucleotides long. Lineage: Eukaryota; Dinophyceae; Suessiales; Symbiodiniaceae. The record is from the annotation of a GenBank genome assembly.
AUGAAGGGUUUGGGCUCGCUGGUGGAGGAGUUCACAGGUAAGAAAUGUGGAGUCCGGGUAUGGGUGUCGGAACAGUUCCUGCUGCGGACCUUGUCUGAGUACCGCCAGAUGAGACUGCUGCGCAGCAGCUGCCUGCAGGACAAUCGACACCGCUGCGGUGAAGGCCCACACCACGGCAGACAACUGUAUCCCAUAUGUCCGUGGCUGACGCAGGCUAUCCAAAGGAUCUGCUCAGCGACACACGGAAGUAUCAACGACCAGGAUGCCUGGAGCCCGCCUCGCCAGCUUUGCGGGCGACUGAAAGGCCCGAUCACAACUGGACCCGGACACCUCGACGACUCAGUGGACGUGCUGGGGGAGACUAAGGUGGUGGAUCGAAAGGCUUUCCCUGCAUCAGAUCGAGAUGAUCCGCCAGCCGCCCCUCCGCCGAAGAAGAAGAUUCAGCCCGAUGACGAGGGGACGCUGUUUGGCCCCGACGGCAUGCCACUGCAGGCGGGGGCCACGAUGAUAGAGGAUGAGGACGGCCACUUGAAGCCCAAAGUGGAGGAUCACCAGAAGGUCGAGAUGCACGACCAGGGCUGGUUCCAUGCAGAGAGCAACCGCUAUGAGCAGGAGGAGCUGGCGAAGAUGCACAUCGUCAGCAUUUGCGACGCCGUGCGGCAGCGGCAGGGCGUCGGGCUUUGCCGUGAUGGGCGCUGGACCAACAGCCCGCAUGAGUUCCCAGACCUCGGCCUGACGGGCACCGUGCUGUCGAAUGCGUUGGUGCCCUUCCCGCCCAACGAUCAGCAGUAUUACAUCUGUGGCAAGUACGACUCAGACGAAUCUUUGCUGCGGCCGACAGCAGUCCCCAACUUUGCGCAUGAUGGGCAUGGGUCGAGCACGUGGUUAAGGUUGGUAGACUUCGCUCAGCAUGCAGAUGCCGUACACCUCUUCGAUGAGUUCAGCAGCAAGAGUCACUGCGGCAGGGUCUACCAGGGUGCGCUGGACAAUGGCUACUUCGUAGAAGCUUUGCAGGCCAUAUCGCUGCGACCGAAGCUCGUCAAGCAGCUCUUCUAUGCUUGGCAAGCCAGGAGGUCUGUCUACAUAGCGAGGCUCUACAAGCACGGCACCUGGAUGCGAGUGGAGGUGGACGACUAUGUCCCCGUCGGUCGGCCCGGAAGGAAUGACACGGAUGUCAACGUGCCAAUCUGCUGCCGCUCCGAGCACUUCCCGAAUGUCAUCUGGCCAAGCCUUAUCGAGAAGGCUUAUGCAAAGAUCCACACCCUGCGGCUGAGUCCCAGUGCAGUUUCAGAGGAGGACAUGGGAGGCUGGGAGGCACUGAACGGCGGCGGCAAGGUCGAGGACGCCCUCGCCGACCUCACAGGAGGCGUCGCCGGCCGUUUCUACACGCAGGACGUCUCCCCCGACCGGCUGUUCAUCUACAUCCACGACUUGCAGCGGGACACACUUUUUGUCUGCAGGCCAAAUCCCACGACAUGUGAGCUGCAGGGCGUCAGGCUGAAUCCGUAUUAUCCCUAUGCUGUAAAUCGAGCAGUUCAGUGGGAAGGCGGCUUGUAUCUUCAGCUCUUCUGCGGAGGUCCGGGUGUCUAUGACGGUGGCCUUCAGGACAUCACCGUGCCCUACACGCUGUCGCGAAAUGAGAAGUAUCCUGAGCGACGAGAGGAUGGCUUCUUUUGGCUAAAUGCCGAAGACUUCCACGAGUACUUCGGCACCAUCUUCGAGUGCCGACUCGUCAAUAGCGGCGAUGUCUCGCUGCCGGACAUGCCACCCCCGCGAUUUGAGACGAUCAGGCCACCGCCUUCAGAGCUGGCGCUCAUGGCAGCUGGAAUGAUGGCUCCAAGCAUGGGCGACAUGGGCCUUGCAGGCGCCGCCAUGGACAAACGAACUGUGGGCUGCCUUGGUGGAGGAAGUAGGUUGAUCGGGCGGGCCAGAGAGACGAAGCUGCAGCCCGUUGCCGCCAGCGAGAUCAUGUGCCGCCCCCAUGACGGGGCUGCAUCAUAUGCCGAAGUAUGCGGUGUUGUGCUCGAGUCCAUUCCAGUUGCCGAAAUGUCGGUGAAAGGCAGCUUCCAGGAUGCCGAGGCUGUCCGAGCAUUGGCAAAAAAGUGCGACAUCCUCACGCUCGAGGCGCACCGUGAUAUCAUCGUCACCAUCGUCACCAUCAUCAUCAUCAUCAUCAUCACCACGACCAUACUGGUCUGUGUGCUCGAGGAGCUCCAUCAGGCAGGAGUUCCGGUUCAGCCGCUUCCCUUCGUGGUGAAGCUCAUCCAGGACAAGUACGUCCAGAAGGUCCAUCUUCAAAAGCAUGGUGUGCCUUUGCCCGAGUUCGAGAAGGUCGAGUCCGAAGCUGACUUGCACAGCAUCGGCGAGCGUUUCGGCUACCCCAUGAUGCUCAAGAGCAGAUACGGUGCCUACGACGGCAAGGGCAAUGCUGUCGUGCCCAAUGCGCCCCUGGCCAUCAAUGGUGACAGGGACCUUGCUUGGAAAUGUGGGCAGGGCAUCACAGCAGCCUUCGAAAAGCUUGGUGGCAAGGUGGAGAAAUGGGCUCCUUUCAAGAUGGAGCUGGCAGUGAUGGUCGCACGCGGUGUGGACGAGACCAUGAACGUUACCAUGCACGUACCCAGUGGUGCAUACCGUCCAGCGCGACAGUGUUUGCUUCACCUGCCUGACACCCCCGGUGGGAGCUACUUGGACUUCGUUGGACCGAGUUUUGGCCUGGAUGCCUCAAACCCGCGAGACCGUUGCAUCCAGCUCCAUCUCGACAAGGUUACGCAGAAGCAGCAGGAGCUGGCGCAGAAGAUUGCCACCGACGCUAUCAAGAGCUUUGGUGACCGGGAUCAAGUUUCUACCCCGAAUCUGGAAAAGUUUCAGGGCCUGUCUCGUGUCAUCCUGAAGCAUUGGUACAAGUAA